Acanthochromis polyacanthus (spiny chromis) is the source of this 6815-nucleotide messenger RNA. RefSeq names its product suppressor of cytokine signaling 9 (gene socs9). The record is from RefSeq and is a predicted model, not a curated record. Gene Ontology annotation, molecular function: 1-phosphatidylinositol-3-kinase regulator activity. Bases 297 to 1928 code for a protein of 543 amino acids. NCBI's taxonomy places the organism in Eukaryota, Metazoa, Chordata, Actinopteri, Pomacentridae. Gene Ontology annotation, biological process: intracellular signal transduction; phosphatidylinositol phosphate biosynthetic process. The transcript has 2 exons. Gene Ontology annotation, cellular component: phosphatidylinositol 3-kinase complex.
CUUUGUACUUCCGGGUCGCACGGUUCAGCUCAUCGAGCUAAUGUGAGCUAGCCGCCUUGUUGUAACGUCAAUAGUUUAUCUAAGAAGAAACAAACGCUGUCUUGUCGGGAAACUGGAGUACAACUGCUUAGGUUGUUUAAAGUCUCUGUGGCCACUAUGCAUGGACAAUGAUAAUGACAUCUCAAACAAGGAAUGUGGAUGGGAAACUUUUGCUAAAAGGUAACUGCACUUUCAAGUCAUUCCUUGGCAUCUCCCUGGAGUGGUGAAGCUGUUGCUGUUUCCCGACACUAUCCGUCAUGUCAUUACCAAAGGAGUCAGGAAACCGAGGGAAAGAUCGAGAGAGGGGAGCCCGUCCCAAGGUGAGACAAAGUCGGUCAGAGGAGAGACGAGAUGCAGGUAGUGGACGGAAAGGUGGAAAGGGGAAGAAAAAAGGUCUUGCCUCCCAUGAACCAGCCGCUGAGAGGCCUGUCAGUGAUGGCUUUGAGUAUGGCGAGUUGUUGAGUGAACUGGAGACCAGGGACCAAUCUUCCUCCUCUCCUCUGAGGGAGAGUUGGAGAUGGCAGGGAUUGGAAGUUGCUGCCUCGUUGCUAGGACAAGAACGAGUAACAGCCAGGCCCGGUCUGGGAACAGUUAGCUCUUCUGCAGAGUUACCAGCAGCUGGUGAAGGUGAGGGCAGAGGGUCAAGCAGCAGUCGCACUCUCAGGCAAAAAAUCCAAGAUGCAAUGGGGCAGUGUUUCCCAAUAAAGACACACAGCGCUACGGCACCAGCUCCACCUCCACAGGCUCUUUCAUCGUCAACUGCCUGUGCCUCCUCGAGGCGCAAGAUCCAUCUCAGUGAAUUGAUGUUGGAUGACUGCCCUUUCCCUGUAGGAUCAGAGCUGGCUCAGAAGUGGUAUCUCAUUAAGCAACACACGGCCCCCAUUACCCAGCCUCCCCUGCUGGAUUCCGCAGUAGUGUGCAGUGCCCCAACUUCAGCAAUGACUACUGUGGUGGAGGACGUGGAUGACAGGCUACGAGAGCGCAGGCGCAUCAGCAUCGAACAAGGCGUUGAGCCGCCACCCAAUGCAGAGAUCCACACAUUCGAAGUGACAGCCCAAAUUAACCCUCUCUACAAACAUGGCCCUAAGCUAGCGCAUGGUAUGAAUGAAUUAUCCGGGCCUGACAGAGCCUCUGCUCAUCAGCAACAGCAGCUUCUUCUCCAAAGACAGCAGCAGCACCAACUCCUACUUCAGAACUGCUUGGAUACUCUGGAUGAGGUGGUGGCCUCAGCGUCAGCAUCUGUGCACUCCUGUGACACUGUCUCCGACCCUUUGGUUGAUCCAGAGGUGACAGCGACCAACAUGACCUCUAGAGCCAUACUUCCUCAGACAGAGCAUCACAAAUCUCACGAUGGCUACCGCAUUCACACUCAGAUCGAUUACAUUCACUGUUUAGUUCCAGACCUGCUGCAGAUCACCAACCUCCCGUGUUACUGGGGCGUUAUGGACCGCUACGAGGCAGAGACGCUGCUGGAGGGAAAGCCCGAAGGAACCUUCCUCCUGCGCGACUCUGCUCAGGAAGACUACCUCUUCUCUGUCAGCUUCCGCCGUUAUGGCCGCUCGCUACACGCACGCAUUGAACAGUGGAACCACAAUUUUAGCUUUGAUGUUCACGACCCCAGUGUCUUCCAUGCUCCCACAGUUACAGGGUUGCUCGAGCACUACAAGGACCCCAACUCCUGCAUGUUCUUCGAGCCUCUUCUGUCCAACCCCAUCCACCGCACACAACCCUUCAGCCUACAGCACAUCUGCCGAGCGGUCAUAAGCAGCUGCACCACCUACGAUGGCAUUAACAUGCUUCCCAUUCCAAAUGCUUUAAAAAAGCACCUGAAAGAAUACCACUAUAAGCAGAGAGUACGUGUACGGCGAAUGGAUACCUGGUGGGAAUGAAGGACAAAACAAAAUGACUGCAAGAAACUACCAAAUACAUUUUUAAUGCAAGUCUCUGACUGGACAGAACAAUGAGUCUUGUUCUUAACUCUGUUGGCUGUUUUAACCUACGCUACACUGUAUGUAUUUAUUUUAUUCCUGCUGUACAUGUCUUAACAAUUUUACUAAACUACACUGACAAGGCAAUAUGUAAUCUCACUGAUCUUGCACACUCAGAGUUCUUUAUGCUCAAAUUAAACAAAGUUAUUUAGAUCUGUGGCAUUCAGAGAAGUAUCCUCACAUAUCAUCCGUGUUGUCAAGUGUGACUAAAUCAGCUUAAUUAUCUGACGAUGGAGGGAAGAGUCCUAGUGUGAAUCGAGAUGAUUAUAAUAGAGUUGUUCAUCAGUCACGUGCUGGGAAGGUGAAACACAUACUGACAAGGUUUCCUUCUUGUUACUGAGGUGUCGAAGUGUGGCUCGUCUGCAGCAUUAAUCAUUGUUCCCCAUAUUGAGCCUAGGGCUGACCAUACGGGGUGAGAUUUAGGUGCAUAUUUUACCUGGUCUUGUUAAAAAUGAAAAGGAUUGUCGCGCAUUGAAUGUCACGAUUAUGUGCUCACAUUGGUUUUUAGUUCUGUAGUUUCAUUUCAGGGAAAGAUGCAAAUUAAAGAGUGACUGAAGAUUCAGAAAACCUUGUUUGUGCUGACAUCCACUGGUUUAACUCCUCCCUUUGCUGCAGUGUAUGUAAGCGUACUGAAGGAUGUGUGAUACCACGACAGUAGAGUGGGUACUGGUGCAACAAAGCACACUUCUGGCCACGCCCAUUUGCAGCUAACGGUGGUACUUGAUGUGGUCGGAGGUGAAACAGACUUUACAUUUUGAACCAAAGACACCAUGGAUACACUGCCUUUCAGCUUGGUGCUCAUUUACACUUUAGAGUAAGAGUGAUGUUCCAAAAGUAAUCAAAAUGUGAGUAGGCUCAGAUUCUCCUUCAUACAGCUGCUUUGUUCUCAGCAUACUUCGUGUGCAUGGGUUCCCUAAGAGGCUAAAUUGCAUGCAGCCAUGACCAACGCUCUUUAUUAGUUUUGAAAGAUCAAACGCGGCCUGCAUGAACUUGUCAGCAGUUGUUGAAGUUGGAUGUAUUAUCAGAAUGCAAAAUGAUGAAGCCCAGAGGUUUAUGGACCUUAUUUUGCUCAAAAUUGACUAGUGCUGCCUACUUCCUCUAGUGCAUAGGUUUGGUUGGGCUUUCUUUUAUUUCUUCUUUGCAUCUACUUGAGGAUGUGAAGACCCAUCUCCUUAAAGAAGAAAUUAUCUUGUUGCUAUACUUCCUGCUGCGUCUGUUUGAAAGAGGUAGGGUGUCUCCACACUAAUCUUCCAUUCCAGCAGUUCACUGACAAAAUUAUCAUAAUGAAUUAGCUGUGGUGAAUCCUAAUUACCAGGAAGAAUGAUGGGUGUAUUUUGAGCUUUUUCUGGGGCUUGACACUAGAUCAGUUACGUAGACAGGAAUGUGCAAGCUCUGAAAAGCUCUGCAAAGAACAGUUUGUGCUAAACUGAAAAGCUAAAGGCACUGAGGGGAGGGAAGCUCAAACAGUGAAUAAUUCAAGGGGUAGAUGCUUAAUGUUCAGUGUAUAGGAAUAAAGGUUGCAGUGUAUUAAUAUAAUAUGCUAUGUUUGGUAAUACACCUGUCAAACACUUAUAAACGUAAUAAUCUUGACUUAAAAAGUACUGUAACUCUCUUAGAUGGUGAUCAAACAUCUUCAUUUUUGUGCAAAUAAAAUCAGUAAAUUUGGCACAAAUGAACAACACGAAGGGAGUAAAGUAUUUCAUGCAAGACAGGCUUUUAUUUACCUUAUUAUCUAUGACUCAUUCCAAGAUUAAUUGCAAAAUUUACCUUUGUGGUGGAGUCAUUUACUGCUGUGUGUGAACAGCAUUCUGUAUUAAUGGAAACACACAAGCGCGACCACACUGCUAACUUUUGUGUGCACUGAGUAAUAAUCACAAAAGACAACCGUCCCAGUGUUAAUGGGAAAGCAUGGAGAAUGAGUCCUGGAUCUGAACCGCUGUGGUUCUGCUUUCUCCUCGAGGUCGCCAAUUUGAUACGCAGGGCGUGAAUCAUCCAUGACAAGCGCUCAUCCAAUAAUGAAGCUGCUAUAAUUUAGACAGGCGUUCCAGUGCACCAUUAAAGCCUGCAUUCAAAAUGCAGAGUCAGAACCUUUGACCUUUGUAUACUUAAUUAAGCCACUAUAAAACUCAACUAUAAAAUAGAAUUUACAGUGACAGAAGACAUUUGACCUUCCGUGCAUACACAAGUGUGGGCUACUACUGAACCUCAGCAGAAGCAAUUUCAGUCUCUUGACAGCUCAAGGUUUUUGCCUUGUAUCUUCCACCCCAAUAUAAUGCUCUGCAAUGUGGCAUUCAUGGCAGAAACGAUCCAAUGAUACACUGUUUUAUUUGUUGGAACCACAUUUUAAGACUUUUAACACUUUAUUUUGAGAUUACCUUCGCCUUUCAAAAGGGAAUUGAUCGCUAGCUGUGAGUUCAUACGAAGGUUUCUGGAGAGGACUGUUAGCCUUCUAUUCAACAGUUUACAAUUCAUUUUCAUUUGUGAGUCCCUUUUCUAUGUUUAUAGUGGAUUCACAUUUAGCUGUUGAAAAAUAAAGGCACGCUCUGCUUCUUUGUUUUCUCUAUUCCUAGUACUAAAUUACGCAGCUCUUUCUAGGAAUUUUCCUAGCACAUUAUUAGGAAAUUAGACAUGCAAAAUAGAGAAUAACCAAUUCAGUUUCCAAUUAGAGAGCUCAGAAAAUAACUUCAACAACACACAGAGAUUUGUUUUUUUAUUGCUGUUUUUCAUUUGAUGUGCUUUUUUUUUUUCCAUCCGUGCAAGAAAAUGCUGUGUUACAUCAAGCACAGCAGGUGGCUGUAAAGAGCUUCAGUGUGUUUUCCACCAGCUGCUCUGAGGCCUGUGUAUUCUCUGUGUGUGGUGCAUAGAGAUGGUGGGACUGAGUUUGGUUGCUGCAGCUAGCAGUGCUGUGGCACUCGUUCAGGCAGGUAUUACAGGUCCUGGGGGGAAAAGCGGACUUUUCUUUUCCUGGAUCAGCAGGCCCAGAGGGACGGGACGCUCAAGCAAAGCAGAAAGCUGAUUGGCUACACAUACUUAACGUGUUUGUGUCUGUUUGGGCCUCUUUUUCCUUCCCUUCUAUCGAGGGAAGAGAUUUUCCUCUCAGCCUAAUCUCUGCAGUUGAGAAUCACGGGGGUGGAGAAUAAGCUUGGGAUGUUCACAACACCUGGGGACAAUUACUUUCCCAAAUAAUCUCCUGGUCAUAAUCUAACAAAUGCCCUAAAAGGCCUCAACGUGGCACAGACUUGGCUUAUUUGUGACAGAAAAUGUGCACAGCAACUCAGCCUUUUUAGUAGUCUGUGCUUUUUCAUGGUGUAUUUAAACCGAGGUAGACUGUGAACUCAACUACCAUGAGAUGCAGCGUGUAUCUGGGCCAUUAAUUCAGGGGAGGGUGUAUCAAACUGAUUUCCAAUUCUUGCAAGAUGCAUACGGCUAGACAUGUUUCUUCUUAUCCACCCAGAGAGGAGGAAUACAUUUCUGUGACAGAGGAAACACUGCAACUGAGAGAAAGCGAGAGAGAGAGUUAUUUUUGGUCAGUAAAUGAAUCCAGCUGAAUUGCAGCCUUGAACAUGAAUCAGAACAUUCUUGCCUGUUUCAAGUCACACCUUUUCAAAUGAAGCUCUUGUUGUGAAAGCCAAGUCAGUAAUUCCUGAGUUAUUAAAGUUUCAGUUCUUAAAAGUCCCCCAAUUCCGCCCCUAGGAGGUACAUUGUCGCACAGUGACAUGCAUAUGUUUGAUGUUUGUUUCUCUGGCAGCAAGCCUUUGACAGCACAAUAUUUCCUUCCCUAUUCCAAAUACACUCCCAUUUCUCUGAGGCAUGUCGGAACUCAUAUGAGGCCUCGGCGACAGAAAAAAAAUAACAUCCCUAUUCUAAUUUGGAGCUGUUUGUGUUCUUACUGCUCACUCUCCUGCUGACCCUGUUUUCACUCGCCUCUACACUGACAGGUUGUAGAUGGAAUAAUGAGGGUGUUGUGGACACGCUCAGAUCGAUGCGAUUGCAGUGUAAAUGACACACAACAGCCCCUAUCAGGGUUUAAGUGUAUACGCAGUCAUUAACCGACAGCCUGGACAUAAUAUAUAUAAAUAUACCAGGGAUACACUAUUGUCAAUAUAUGAGGUUUGCUUGUAUAUAAAGCUCUGCAAAUUGACAUGUUAUGUAAUUUGACGUCAAAAUAUAGCUGUAAUGUGUGCCAUAAUGUCUCUGUACAAACACACUGUAAUGGAGCCACGGAUAAUGCAGAUAUAAUUAUAGAUAAGCAAUGUUUGUUUUGAGAAGAAUGGUUGAUUGUAAUAAGCCCCCACAAUCACCGGGGGGGGGGGAACGGGACCACGCAUCCUUGAUAAUAGGUAGGGGAAAAUGUUAGAAUGGCAUAAAUAAUAAAUCAAAUUGCAUAACACCUGCUCUCUGUGACUAAUUAUGCUGUUGCAAAACAGUUGCAGUGACCAGCGUGUCACCAUGGAAAAAAGUAGAAAUGAUAAAGGAAUGCACAGACCUUGGCGUCUAGUUAUUAUAAGAGUCAUUCCUCACGGCGGGCACCUUUUGGACCCGGUGAUAUUUUCAGGUAUUCAUUUUCGAUCCUUUCAACAUAUUGUCAGUGGGUGGACAAGUUUAAUUAGUGGGAAAACGAGUUGGCGGAGGCCAGACGCUGAAAUGAUCUGAACUAUUAAGAAAAUCACAGAAAUUAACACGGACUUUUGCUCUGUUGUCUUCAAGUAUACAGCUGUCUUACGUGACUGUGGCAUUCUAGAUGAAAAUAUUACCUGUUGGUUCAUUAAAGUAACAACUUGUAUUGCA